Messenger RNA from Sclerotinia sclerotiorum 1980 UF-70, 594 nucleotides. RefSeq lists its product as hypothetical. NCBI's taxonomy places the organism in Eukaryota, Fungi, Ascomycota, Leotiomycetes, Helotiales, Sclerotiniaceae. Gene Ontology annotation, biological process: sphingoid catabolic process. Gene Ontology annotation, cellular component: endoplasmic reticulum. The transcript has 3 exons. The coding region runs from base 1 to 594 and encodes 197 amino acids. The record is from RefSeq and is a predicted model, not a curated record.
AUGUCUCUGAACCUUGAGAAACAGCUCACCUUUUACGGGGCCUACCAUCACAAUCCUACAAAUAUCCUCAUUCAUAUGACAUGUGUGCCCUUAAUUUUGGCUACCAGUCUUUUCCUCUGCUCCAACAGUCCUACAUUAAUACCUCUACCAUCAUGGCUUACUAUUCCGAAUUUACCUUUAAACUUCAGCACGAUUGGAUCAAUCCUCUAUAGCGGGUUUUAUAUCCUCCUCGAACCUGUCGCAGGCAGCAUCCUUCUCCCAUUUAUCAUCGGAUGGACCGCAUUCUCGAACCACCUCCUUGCUACCUCCUCAAACACUACUUUGGCAAAUCAAAUCGCUGGUGCUGUGUUCUUUGUCUCAUGGAUUAUGCAAUUUAUCGGACACGGCACUUUUGAGAAGCGUGCUCCUGCAUUGCUUGACAACCUUGUACAGGCACUAGUCCUGGCUCCAUUUUUCGUAUUCAUGGAGUUGUUAUUUAUCUUCGGGUACAGGCCAGAAUUACAGAAACGGAUUGACGUUGCUGUGGAAAAAGAGAUUACAAAAUUCAAAUCCGAACAGUCCAAUGGCGCCAUCAAGAAGGAUAAAGACAAUUGA